AUGAUGCACAUUUCUGGGGUCGACCCGGAGCAGUUGAGCCGGUCCAGCGGGCUCCAAAAUGGCGUUCAGGGCCAGCCAGAAUUGCCGGGGCUAAUUUUACAGCUGACCGAACCUGCCAGGGCCCGGUUUUGGGUCAACAGCCGCCUUUAAAUGCGUGGCAUCCACCAACAUUUCCUUCGGCGGCCAUUUCCCCCAACCACUGCUCAUCACCAUGGCUAAUCUAUCCCCCAAGAAACGUGACCGAACCAAGGAGAACUUCGACAAGUCAUGCAAGGGAGGCGCCGAGCGAUUUAACAAGAUAAGCAAGAAGUAUGGCGCCCGCGUCUACGUGCAGGUGUGUUGGAAGGGGCGGCACUACGAGUACACAUCCCACGACGAGCCUCGCUGGCCGAGGACAAGGCAUGACCUAGAAAUCAUCUAACCCUUGACCACUCAAUGGACUCCAGCAACAUUCGUGAAACGACCGCCAUCGAGCUCUAAUUUGAAAACCCCGCCAGCGUCGCCAGGGAAGCCGCUCGAAUCGGCGGGGGAGGAGCUAACGGAGCCAAAACUGGCUGAGGAUGGAUGCACUGCACGGGAUUGAUAGCGUGAGAGGGGGACUUGGACACGGCGUUUUAGACGGGUGAAGGAAGUGGCAGGGUCACGGGGGGUGUACUACGAGUAUGGCUUUCUUGAGCAAACCCUCUGAGGCGUCUGUUGAAGCCUUGUGAUACUGUACGUGUUGAUUGAAUCAUUAUCCUUCAAUUCUAACUCGGCCUGUAAUGCAUCGUGAGAUCAUCAGUGAACGAGCUUGAAAUACUAUUCGAGUCGAGAAUGGGACACUGG
Molecule: messenger RNA, 825 nt
Organism: Microdochium trichocladiopsis
Lineage: Eukaryota; Fungi; Ascomycota; Sordariomycetes; Xylariales; Microdochiaceae
Exons: 1
Coding region: 212-421 (69 amino acids)
Source: RefSeq, a predicted model, not a curated record